CGACUUGAAGCAAAAGAUCAUUACAGACUAAGCCAUGUCCGGUAAGAGAGCGUUGAUCGUCUUGGCCCACCAGGAGAAGACCUCAUUUAAUUAUGCCAUGAAGGAUGCAGCUGUGGAAGCUCUGAAGAAGAAGGGCUGGCAGGUCACCGUGUCCGAUCUUUACGCCAUGAAGUUUAAUCCAGUCUUAUCACGAGAUGACAUUAUUGGCGAUCCCCAAGAUCCAGAUGCAUUUAAGUACGGCAUGGAAACCGCGGUGGCUUACAAAGAGGGACGUCUCGCACCAGAUAUUGUUGAAGAGCAGAAAAAGCUUGAAGCUGCUGAUUUGUUGAUCUUUCAGUUUCCUCUCUACUGGUUCGGGCUGCCCGCCCUGAUUAAAGGAUGGACUGAGCGGGUUUUCAGCGUUGGUUUUGCAUACACCCUAACGACACUAUAUUCCAAUGGACCGUUUCGAAAUAAGAAAGCCCUGUUGUCAUUCACCACCGGAGCGUCAGACACAAGUUUCUUAAACAAUGGGUUGAACGGUGACAUCAAUGUGAAUAUAUGGCCAAUGCAGAACGGAAUUCUGAAUUUCUGCGGAUUCCAAGUACUGGAACCACAGAUCUCAUACGCCGUUUCACACAUCCCACACGAAGCCCGCGUCGCCAUGCUUGAAGGCUGGAAGAAGAGGCUGGGAACGAUCUGGGAUGAAAAACCCAUUAAAUUUAUCCCAAUCCAGGACUUUGAUCUGGGUAAUGGGUUCGUACUUAAAAAAGAGGUUGUGGAGGCAAAUUCUGGCCAAAAAUCCGGGAUCACUGUUGGACAACAUUUGGGCAAAGCGAUACCGGCAGAUAGUCAGGUGAAGUCCGGUAACACCAGGCUGUAAAAGACAAGUUGUACUCUCUAAAUCUAUGGCUCAGUUUUUAUUAAAAUCCAUAUUUUAGAGUUA
Molecule: messenger RNA, 925 nt
Organism: Pelobates fuscus (common spadefoot toad)
Lineage: Eukaryota; Metazoa; Chordata; Amphibia; Anura; Pelobatidae
Product: NAD(P)H dehydrogenase [quinone] 1-like
Exons: 6
Coding region: 35-862 (275 amino acids)
Cellular component (GO): cytosol
Molecular function (GO): NAD(P)H dehydrogenase (quinone) activity
Source: RefSeq, a predicted model, not a curated record